GUCAGAAGUCCGAAAGUUCCCGAAAAUAAACCCAUAUUUCGGUUUGCCUCAUUUCUCACACCUUCUUAUUUUCCCUCCUCGCACCCUUGAUCGAUCACUAUACUGUGCUGCCAACUUGCCAAGGCAACCUUGCUACACCAAGUCCAUCACAAUGUCUCGACGACGAAGGACUCACAACACUACUAGUAGUAGUAGUAGCAGAGCUGGCAGUAAUAAUAGAGUGGAAGAAGAGCUCCCUCCAGUGCUGGUGAAUGAAGAUGGCAGUAUCUCAUUUCCCUUUGCCAGUUUGUUGGUGGGGAUUCUCUUGACCGCGUCGGGACGUUGGCUGUGGGGGAUUGCCAUUGCCGUGACGGGCUUGACGUUUGCCGCGUGUCAUUCGGCCAUGGAUCAGAUGAUUGACGAAGAAGACAAGCAAUCGAUUCGAUACAACAUUCUGAGUGCCGAAAAUGUCUUGCAAGAACUCGUUUCCCUGGAAGUCAGUAGUAGUACAUGUAGUGGUAGUAGUAGUAGUGAUGAUGAUAGUCGAGAAUGGCAGAAAUGCCGCAUUCAUUGCAUUGCUGGAUUGGAAGCCUUGGCCAAAAAGUAUGGACAGCAACAACUAAAAAAGAACAAGGACAACAGCAACAGCGACAACCAUGAUGAUGAUGAGCUGGACUUGAUGUGCCAACAAGCAGCCUAUAUUGCCUACCGUCUCUUUUCACCGAAUAGUAAUGGAGUUGUAACAACUGACCACAACAACAACCACCACGACGACCAAGUGAUUGCGGCAGCUUUGUCCUUGCAUGCUCUGGUUGCCAAGAAUCCCAUGGUACGAGAACGUCAUUUGCUACAAGCCGAUGUGUAUGGGUUGGAUCUUCCAAUACACUGCAUCCGUCAGUCCCUGAAACAACAAGCUCAUCUGGAAACCAAUCCCGAUCGAGAACACCAAUUAGCCGAACUCCAACGAAAAGGCUGUCUCUUACUCGGUGCCUUGGGAGAUGGGAAUGCUGACAUGGCCACAUUGAUUGUCCAAGAAGAUGGUUUGGAGGCCGUCUUUGACAGUGUCCAUUGGUAUCGCUAUCACGAAGAUGUAGCCAAUUGGGCGUUGUGGGCCAUUUUUAUUCUCAGUUAUGAACAUGCCCCCAACAAGGUUCGCACCAUUGAAUUGGGCGGUGUCUCCCUCAUUCUUCAGACCAUGAAACAUGUUCCCGAUAGUCUGGAAGUGGCCCGUCACGGGGUCGCUAUUUUGUUUGAUCUCCUGCGGGAUAAUAAUGAGGAACAUUUGGAUGUGUGGUCGAUCCGCAAGGUGGCACUGGCUGGCGGACUGCAUUCUGUCAUGCUGGAGGCCAUGGCACGAUUUUCCAAUACCAUUGAUAUCAUGAUGAUGGGACAAGAAAUUCUAGCAGGAACCGACUACCGAGGGCAAGUGCCAGCAUACAUGCCCCAUUCACAAGAUGUGGCGACCUAAGAAAAAAACAUACAACGAUAGCUAGCAAGUCUAUUGAUUGGAAAACAGAACAACACAGAAUUGUUUGCCAUUUCAUAUUAUAUUAUAUUGUAGAUAGUUACGACAGAAUAUUGACCAACCCCACCGUGACCAGUCCAGCUGCGACGGCCAGCAUGGCCAUGCGAAUCGGAUCGGCACCUCCCAAUUCGGCAAUAUCCGACACGGCCAGUUCUCGAUUGUACCAUCCCACAAUGGCCAGUCGUUCGGAAUUGGUAUCGAGUACUUCGUGUGGUAUUUUGGCACUAUCAAACAAGACAAGUGUCCCUCCUUCCGGUGCAACGUCCAGAAAAUUGGGUUCUUCUCCCGCGGGCAAUUCGUCGCCGCCACUAUCCAUGUGCAUGCGUAAAUUGCCGGCAUCUUCCGGCGUCCAAUCUUGAUUGAGAUAGAGGAGUAGUGAAAAUGUCCGUAGGACGGAUGCCGAUCCUGAAAUGGCAUCGCGAUGACGACGAUAGAAUCCUCCCGUUGGAUAGUAGGCAUAGAGCAAUUCGGACAGAUUGUUGUCGAGACGAGGAGAUGCCAGCAGCGAUGCAUUGUCGGACAAUUGUUGACAGACUUGUUCCAAGACGGAAAUCAUAUUGGAUCGAGCCGCAUUGGAGGGCAGAUUCUCUCGUGUGGCGCCACCAAUAAAGCACGUUGACGCUUGUCGGAUUUGUUGGUUCAGAGUGUUGGUGGAAUCUUGUCCAAUUUUAGCGACCGAAAAGUGACCUUCGUCUCGCAAGGAUUUGACAUCUUGUCGUAAGGAUUCCUGCAGAUCCUUCGAUAGAAAAUUGGGAAUCACGACAUAAUCGUUGCGAGCCAAGUCUUGUAACUGUUGAUUGGUAAUAAUCACACCACCCGUGGGAGUGGCGCUAAUGGAUGCGGACAACGGCGGCAGCCUCUUACUAAUACUCGCCUGGUUGGGAACCACAAAGCAGGAGACACUGCCCACUGCCACCAAAAGAAACAACAGUCUCAUUAUUGGGAAUGAAAAUGAAAUUGAACAAAGAUACCCAAUAAUUGAUAACGAAGCAACAGCAACCAGCAAUAACGAUCUUUCGUGGAGAGCCAAAGUACGGCCAGUGACGAGAUAAGUCUUGUCUAUUAGUACUGAAAUUUUUAUAUGACAUGGUAGGACGAUAAUGUCUCUAAGUAAAAGCACCGUCAGUAC
Molecule: messenger RNA, 2633 nt
Organism: Seminavis robusta
Lineage: Eukaryota; Bacillariophyta; Bacillariophyceae; Naviculales; Naviculaceae
Source: the annotation of a GenBank genome assembly